Molecule: messenger RNA, 1454 nt
Organism: Corticium candelabrum
Lineage: Eukaryota; Metazoa; Porifera; Homoscleromorpha; Homosclerophorida; Plakinidae
Product: complement C3-like
Exons: 12
Coding region: 567-1454 (295 amino acids)
Source: RefSeq, a predicted model, not a curated record
AUUACAGUCAACAGUCGAAUCGUUUCAAAACCUUUGGAAAAUGUUGUAGUAGACAUUCUGGUAAGACAGUGGCAGGAAUAGAUCAAGUGAAAUUGUAUUGGUACGGUUUUUGAGAGACAGGACCCGAGAAAUGUGACUGUGGAUCGAACUGAAAUCAAAUCAGCUCAAGAAAGAAGUCAUACAAUCUGUCACUAAAUUUGCUAUUAAUGAAAAACAAUAAUACGUCUAUGUACUCGAUGUAGAAAUCACCAGAAAAAAGAUACAACUGGGACUCAAUCCUGUCAUUGGAGCUUGGACCAUACUAGCUAAAUAUGGAUUCAAAAACAAUUUGACCUCACGAUUCAAGUUUGAAGUGAAAGAUUAUGUUCUUCCACGGUUUGAUGUUAAAAUUACUCCUCCACACUACGUGUUAAAAACGAAUAAACACAUUGAAGUAUACGUUUGACAAAGUGCUACUUGGAUCUGUGGCAGUAGAGCUCGGUGUGUGGAGAGGCAAGGGCUGCAUCUCGGUCUUCUAUAACGACACUUACUUUCUUGGAUCGAUCGACAACGGAGGCAAAGCCUUAAUGAUUCCAAACUCCGGUUACGGAGUCUUCCCUUUGGACAAGAGACUGUGGAUACGAGCAAUAGCGACGGAACGAGCAAGUGGAGUGAGAUUCACGCAGACAGAUAUGACGGCUACUUUCACAAGCAACCCAUAUAUAAUCGAAUUCGACCGCUCAAAGCCGUUUUACAAACCUGCCAUGCCGCUUGAGUCAAGUGUGAAAGUGACGUAUCCUAAUGGUCAUCCAGCAGCGGGAAUCAAUUUGAAUUUUAGCGAUCAAUUAGGUCAAAAGUAUACGUCUAUCUCUGAUAACAAUGGCUUUGCCAAACUAACUCUCAACACGAACAGAAAUUCAACAAACGUCACUUGCCAAGUAAAACCUGCCGGAGAACAAGUGAUCACCGAGUUUGUAUACUUCCCAUUUGCACCUACUUGUAACAAUCAGAGCAGUCAGUUUACGAUUAAGUUGGGACCAACAAACAGUGGAAUAAUAAAGGUCGGCAAGUUCUGUUAUUUCGAAAUUAUUGUAAACGAACUAACCCAGAAAAAGAUUGACAUGACGUUUCUCGUCCUUUCUCACGGACUAAUUCAGCACUCGACUACGUCGUCAUUAUCCAGGGGAUUUAAUGAACUCAGUAUAUUCGUUCAACCGCAUUGGUCGGAAAAGUUUCACUUGAUUGGCUACUACUACGAUCAAAGCUGCGAUAGCAUUAGCACAGACGUUCUAACAGUCAAAGUGGAACAAACUUUUACAAAUAAAAUAGAAAUACGGCCACAGAUGACCUCAGUAUCUCCUGGCUCAACGGUUACUUUGGAAAUUAGAACAGAACCAAAUUCAGACGUAGCUCUUUUGGCAGUCGACAGUGGCAUGUAUGCACUGAACAACAAGAAUAAACUUACGCGUAUUUGA